Messenger RNA from Drosophila kikkawai, 2192 nucleotides. RefSeq names its product histone deacetylase 1 (gene HDAC1). Gene Ontology annotation, cellular component: nucleus; NuRD complex. Gene Ontology annotation, biological process: negative regulation of transcription by RNA polymerase II. Gene Ontology annotation, molecular function: histone deacetylase activity. The record is from RefSeq and is a predicted model, not a curated record. Lineage: Eukaryota; Metazoa; Arthropoda; Insecta; Diptera; Drosophilidae.
AUGACAUCGAUGUUGGCCUCGAUGCUUCCACCUCUAAUUUAUCUUGUGCGCGAAUUUUCCUGGUCUCGGUAAAUUGAUUGUAAAUUGCCAAAAAGGCGGAACCUCCCCAAAAAAAAGGGCAUCCCGAGUCCCCAACUGCCCAAGUAAACAAUCAAGGUUCCAAGAACCCGCAGAAGCGAUAUCAAGGGGUUUCUUAAGACCCUAGCAAAGCACCACAGAAUGCAGUCUCACAGCAAAAAACGCGUCUGCUACUACUAUGACAGUGAUAUUGGCAAUUACUACUAUGGGCAGGGCCAUCCCAUGAAGCCACACCGCAUACGCAUGACCCACAACCUGCUGCUCAACUAUGGGCUCUACCGGAAAAUGGAGAUUUACCGACCCCAUAAAGCAACCGCCGAUGAGAUGACCAAGUUCCAUUCGGACGAAUACGUCCGGUUCUUGCGCUCCAUUCGUCCGGACAACAUUUCGGAGUACAACAAGCAGAUGCAGCGCUUCAACGUGGGCGAGGAUUGUCCCGUCUUCGAUGGACUCUACGAGUUCUGUCAGCUCUCUGCCGGUGGAUCCGUGGCAGCCGCUGUAAAGUUGAACAAACAGGCCUCCGAGAUAUGCAUCAAUUGGGGCGGCGGACUGCAUCAUGCUAAGAAAUCUGAGGCCUCCGGCUUUUGCUAUGUGAACGAUAUCGUUUUGGGCAUUUUAGAGUUACUCAAAUACCACCAGCGUGUUCUCUACAUCGACAUCGAUGUCCAUCAUGGCGAUGGCGUUGAGGAGGCAUUCUACACAACCGAUCGUGUGAUGACCGUGAGUUUCCACAAGUACGGCGAGUAUUUCCCGGGCACCGGCGACCUCCGGGACAUUGGCGCCGGAAAGGGAAAGUAUUAUGCAGUGAAUAUACCGCUGCGCGACGGCAUGGACGAUGAUGCGUAUGAGAGCAUAUUCGUGCCCAUUAUCAGCAAGGUGAUGGAGACAUUCCAACCGGCGGCUGUGGUGUUGCAGUGCGGCGCAGAUUCCCUCACCGGCGAUCGGUUGGGCUGCUUCAAUCUCACCGUCAAGGGCCAUGGCAAGUGCGUGGAGUUUGUGAAGAAGUAUAACCUGCCAUUCCUUAUGGUCGGCGGUGGUGGCUAUACCAUCCGCAAUGUCUCCCGCUGCUGGACGUACGAAACAUCGGUGGCCUUGGCCGUGGAAAUCGCCAACGAACUGCCGUAUAACGAUUAUUUCGAGUACUUUGGGCCCGACUUUAAGCUGCACAUCAGUCCCAGUAACAUGACGAAUCAGAAUACGUCCGAGUACCUGGAGAAGAUCAAGAACCGUCUGUUUGAAAACCUGCGAAUGCUGCCACACGCUCCUGGCGUUCAAAUCCAAGCGAUCCCCGAGGACGCUAUUAACGACGAGUCCGAAGAUGAGGACAAGGUCGACAAGGACGAACGACUGCCGCAGAGCGACAAGGACAAGCGCAUUGUACCGGAGAACGAAUACUCGGACUCCGAGGAUGAGGGCGAGGGCGGACGCCGAGACAACAGGACGUAUAAGGGACAGAGGAAGAGGCCGCGCCUGGAUAAGGAUACUAACAGCAACAAGGCUUCCUCGGAAACGUCCAGCGAAAUAAAGGACGAGAAGGAGAAGGGAGAUGGAGCCGAUGGUGAGGAAUCCACUGCCUCUACUACAAACAACAACAGCAACAAUAACAGCAACAACAAGAGCGACAACGAUGCCGGAGCGACAACUAAUGCGGCAGCCGGCACCGGAUCAAAUUCCGGAUCCGGAACCAAGGGCGCCAAGGAGAACAACAUAUGACGUGGCGGCCGCAAUUGGUUAUAGAAGCCAAUUAAGCGACCGCCGAAGUACAAGCCGCCGGAUUUUACCUAGCGACUCUUGAACUCUCCCCCACCUCCAAAUACGUCUCCCGAGCAUGCCCCCUGAGUCAUGGCUCCUCAAUCCAUCCCAUCAUCAUCUCAGUCAGCAUGUGUCCCCAGCCCCGCCUUCCAUGCCUCCCCACGCAAUCGAUCGAAAGCCGUAUUCCAUCGAUUUUCCUGGGGGAAAAUCAGUAAUCAGUGGGCGGGACUUGAACUCUUCGUAAGCUAAAAUACAAUUUAUUGUAAUUGUGUAAGUUAAGCAAAAAGUAAAGAAAACAAGAAGCGAUCCCAUGUGGUGAUUCACGCAGAAACUACUCUAAUCCAAUAAAUAUUUAUACAAUA